Messenger RNA from Hemiscyllium ocellatum (epaulette shark), 4160 nucleotides. RefSeq names its product myelin protein zero-like protein 3. The transcript has 5 exons. Lineage: Eukaryota; Metazoa; Chordata; Chondrichthyes; Orectolobiformes; Hemiscylliidae. Gene Ontology annotation, cellular component: membrane. The coding region runs from base 42 to 755 and encodes 237 amino acids. The record is from RefSeq and is a predicted model, not a curated record.
UCCUCCCCCGGAUCUGGGGCAGGUUCUGAUCUGGUUUCGCGAUGAUCCGGAGGGAUCGGGAGCUGCUCCCGGUCGGGAUCCUCCUGCUCCUGCUCCCGGGCGGAGCGGCGCUGGACAUUUGGCUGGCGCCGAGUUUCCGGGGCUUCACCGGCGGCAGCCUGGAGCUGGUUUGUACCUUCAGCUCCUCGGCCCCGGUCAGUGAGCGCCUCACGGUGGACUGGUCUUACCGGGGCUGGGCUCCGGGGGCCGGGGGCAAACACGCGAUUCUCCACUAUCAGUCUGAAGCCUUUCCCGCUCACAGUGGCCCGUUCAAGGAUCGAGUCCUGUGGAAUGGGGAUGUUACAAAAGGAAAUGCUUCCAUCAUCCUGAAGAACUUAACACAGAAUGACAACGGGACAUUCAGUUGUACGGUACAGAACCCGCCAGAUGUAAGCAGUGAGAUGCCGAGCACUGUCCUCACUGUCACUGAGAGAGAGCUCCCGUUUCGCCUCAGUGUGGCUGUCCUUCUGGUUUUGUUGGUGAUAAUUCCGUCUCUGCUGGUGGUCACGGUGCACCUGCUGUGGAUGGGCAAGAGGUUCGGCUUCUAUGGAGUCAACUCCAAAAACACAUCAAUCGAGCUCCUCGAGGGGACUGAUGAAGGUGAAAGUGACCAGGGAAUCGGGAUCUGUUUCUGCUGUGUAUCGUGUUUCCAGGAAUCUGAUGAGGAAGAUGAAGAUUUCCAUCGCUUUUACCCAGCAUCUGAAUCAGUUACAUAGUUUGAAAUAUUUUAUGAUCCCACCUUUAUCAGUAAGACCAUCCCUGGGACUCUCCACUGACUGAAGAGUUUGUUUGUCUGAAGAUGGUGUGUGGGAUUAUUUAACAAUGUCAACUUUCACUGAUACACAGGGAACAGCUUUGGGAGAGUCUAUGUUGUUACUCGUAUUCCUUACACAUCUUGUCAUUAUUCAUACUUCAAGGGAGUGCUUAAAGUUCUUGUUGAUCAUCUAAUGAUCUCAGCAAUGUUUUACCAAAGAGAAGUUAGCGUUUCGGAAUGGAAGGUCAUCAUCCCAAACUAUCCCCUUUGCUUCUGCCUCCACAAACCCAAUGUGGAUUUCCAACCUUUUCUGUUUUUAUUUCAGAUUCCCAGUGUCUGCAGUAUUUUGCUUCUGUCUUAGAAGCCUGUUAUUAGGGAAAUGGAAGAGUGUGAAUCCAAUACUUCAGAAAUCAGUAGUCCAUCCCAGCUGGAGGAUUGUGUUCAGUUCUAGGGCGAAAGAUGGUGGAGCUCAGUGAAGGCACAGGGACAUUCAUGAAAAGGGGGCAUUUUGAGGGAGUUUAAUUAAAUGAGAUUAAACUACAGAAGCUGGGAUUGUUCGCCAAGAAGAGUAAACCAGGGACCUGGGUUCGAUUCCGGUCUCAAGUGACUGUGCAAACCCCGUACAGACAUUCUCCCUGUGUCUGCGUGGGUUUCCUUCGGGAGCUCCGGUUUCCUCCUACAAUCCAAAGAUGUGCAGGUCAGGUGAAUUGACCAUGCUAAAUUGCCCAUAGUGUUCAGGGAUGUGUAGGUUGGAUGCAUUAGUUGGGGUUAAACAUAGAGUAAUAGGAUUGGGGAAUGGGUCUUGAUGGGUCACUCUUCAGAGGAUCGGUGUGGACUUGUUGGGCCAAAUGGCCUAUUUCCACCCUGUAGGGAUUCUAUAAAAUUCAGUGAAAAAAACCUGAAAAUUCAACGAGUUGUUUAGUCAAAUAAAUUGUGAGAAAUUGUUUCCAGGGACCAGAUUUUGGGAAGGGGAGGGGGGGCAGUGGGAAGCAAUUAUUUGACAACAGAGUGACUUGUGAUCUGGACUCCAUGGACUGAAAGGGUUGUGGGAGCUGAUUAAUAACAUUUAAAUUAAAAUUUUAUUUCUAAAUUCAUAAGAAACAAUCUGUGCAGGGUCAAUUAGCAAGGAUAAGGACGAGGUAGGACGCUAAACGAACAACUCUUUCAAGAAUCUGGAUCAAAUAUGAUGGGCUGAAUGGCCUCCUCCUAUGACAUGCCAUUCUCUGAGACAAGGUGGAGCACUCCCUUAGUGCUGACCCUCUGAUAUGGGGCGCUCGCUCAGAACUGACAGAGUGCUGCACUAUCGGAUGAUCAAUGUAGGUUGUGAUUCUGCUAGCCCAGUUGACAUAUUUUCUAAAUCCAUCGUUUGUACUUACUUCUAUUACUACAUCUGUUGCUUUACUGAUUUCCCAAUGGUCAUUUCAUCUCCUCAGCUCUGUGUCCAUUCAAACACCUUUCCUUUAGCUCUUUCCUUCUCUCCCUCUUUCUCUGGCUCUAGACGUAUUUAAAGCCUGUUACAUAGGACAUAGAACAGGCCCUUCAGCCCUCAAUGUUGUGCCAACCUGUGAACUAAUCUAAGCCCACCCCCCUAUGCUAUCCCAUCAUCAUCCAUGUGCUUAUCCAAGGAUUGUUUAAAUCUCCCUAAUGUGGCUGAGUUGACUACAUUAGCAGGUAGGGCAUUCCACACCCUUACCACUCUCUGCGUAAAGAACCUCCCUCUGACAUCUGUCUUAAAUCUAUCACCCCUCAAUUUGUAGCUAUACCCCCUCAUACAAGCUGAUGUCAUCAUCCUAGGAAAAAGACUUUCACUGUCUACCCUAUCUAAGCCUCUGAUCCUUGAUGUUUUCCAGUGCUGAUGAAAGGACAUCAUUCCUAAAAUUUACCCCGUUUCUCCACAUCAGAUAUUGUCUGAGCUGUUGAGUGUUUCCCAGUUUUAUUUUUGUUUUUAUUUCAGAUUUCCUGCCUCUGCCUUGAUUGCUACCUGAGAGCAGCUGUGAGCAAGGUGAUGGAAGGUUACAGGUUACAAUUGGAAGAAAAAGCUCCUAAUGGAUUUAGACACAACACAAACUUUGUCCAAAUUUGAAAUUAUACUUCUGUAGAAAUUAUGCAAAAUUGUCCAAUGGAUUCUGCAUCUCAGAUCCUGAUCUUCCUUCCCCCCCCUUUCCCCCCCCCCAGUAUCAUCCUGCCUCCUCCUCCUCACUCCUUUCCCUAUAGUUUGUGGUCCCAUUCCCUCUGAGGUCCCCUAGGGAAGCCAGUGUUAAGCCUUCUCCAUCCCUGGGGAUUCUGGGGGUUUAUGAUUCACCGAGAAACUGGGGACAAAUAUUUGGGACUAGGUGUUUGUUGCCUGAUAUGCAAAGCCACGUAGAGUCAUGGAGUUAUACAGCAUGGAAACAGACCCUUCGAAUCAACUCAUCUGUACCGACCCAAUAUUCCUUAUCUGAUCUAGACCCAUUUGUCAGCAUUUGGCCCAUAUUCCUCUAUACCCUUGCUAUCCCUGUACCCUUCCAGAUCUCUUUUAAAUGUUAGUGGAUCAGCCUCCACCACUUCCUCUGGCAUCUCAUUCCGUACACGCACCACCCUCUGCAUGAAAAGGUUAACCCUUAGGUCCUUUCUAAAUCAUUCCCCUCGCAACUAAAAUCUGUGCCCUGUAGUCUUUGUUCAUAGUCAAGUGAGUAAUGCCUGUGUGUGGUCCCAUGUUCAUGGCUGGGUGUUUUGAGCAGGUGUUGGGUUUGGAAGGUGGGGUUCCCAUGUGCCUGCGGUGGUUACUUUCUGUAGCUCUGAGCAGUUUUCUCCUGAUUGUCUAUUCAAUUGACUGGAAACAUUGAGUGAAGCCAGAAGGUGUGAUGCUGCGCAUGCUAAAUGUCUUGAUUAGGUUUAUUACUGUGUAGCUGGAGCAUAUAGUGAAGAAUACUUUGGGAUUUGCAAUUUCAAAGGAAAUGCUUUUGUAAAAGUGAUGUUUGGUCAGCCAAAGGCUAUAUCAUCCACAUCCUGUACCUCACCAUCACCUCACUCCUUCUCUUCCUCUCAUGUUUUGAUCUUUACUUCUUUGUCUCCAUUAUCCUUCCUUCCUGGUUCCCUCUACCCCUUCACCCACCUAUCCCUCUUUUCCCCCUAACUCUAAGGGUGAGGUUUCCAUGGUUAGCUCAUUCUGCCCUGUGAAAAUCCUGGAAGAAAGAAUUGAUCUCUACAUGGAAAGACAAGGUUUCAUCAAGGAUAGUCAGAGGGAGGUCAUUCUGAAUAAAUUUGAAUGUUAAGGAGGUGACCAGGUGUGUGGAUGAGGAUAGUGCUGGGAACAGGUCAAAGCUUUAUGUUCUUUAUGUUAAGAUAUUUGAAAAUUGUCAUAAAGAUUUACAGCCUCCUAUGAAAA